AUGAAGCUGGCCACGGCCACGGAGACGCACAUCAUCAUUCUUCUGGAGAGAGCGCUCUCCACGUCGCAGAGGGGAUUCUACAUUGCCAUUGGCUCCGUCCCCUUCGCAAUUCUCGUCUACUCAAUCGCCAGCUCUCCCGGCGACAAUGCCCUCACCCGUCUGGUGCGGCAAUAUGACGCGGGCAAAGAGGUGUUGUUGAGAAAGGAUGCAAUACACACGACCAUGAUGGAGCAGGCAGCGGCGGAUAGGCAGUUGUUCGCUGCGACACCCACAGAUCCCGCGGGUCCUCCUCUGCGACAUCAAGAAUCUUUCAACUUCGGGUCCCCUUGGAACGUUUCCGCUGGACAAGGCACGGCAGAUCUCACGGCGUUGGCUAAAUACUACGAAGGGAGACAUAAAGAAGUGGAGCAAGAGCGGGUAGAGAGGCUCAAGAAACAGAAGGGAUCCAUUUACGACUCAUAA
This is a messenger RNA of Fonsecaea pedrosoi CBS 271.37, 462 nucleotides long. RefSeq lists its product as uncharacterized. Gene Ontology annotation, cellular component: mitochondrion. Bases 1 to 462 code for a protein of 153 amino acids. The record is from RefSeq and is a predicted model, not a curated record. NCBI's taxonomy places the organism in Eukaryota, Fungi, Ascomycota, Eurotiomycetes, Chaetothyriales, Herpotrichiellaceae. The transcript is spliced from 3 exons.